Messenger RNA from Pseudopodoces humilis (Tibetan ground-tit), 2343 nucleotides. RefSeq names its product cyclic nucleotide gated channel subunit beta 3 (gene CNGB3). Gene Ontology annotation, biological process: monoatomic cation transmembrane transport. Gene Ontology annotation, cellular component: intracellular cyclic nucleotide activated cation channel complex; photoreceptor outer segment; plasma membrane. NCBI's taxonomy places the organism in Eukaryota, Metazoa, Chordata, Aves, Passeriformes, Paridae. The record is from RefSeq and is a predicted model, not a curated record. Gene Ontology annotation, molecular function: protein-containing complex binding; intracellularly cGMP-activated cation channel activity; cGMP binding.
AUGUUCAGAAAACUAAAAUCAGUAUUUUCUAGACCAAAAUUAGCACCUGAGAUAACAGAUUGCAAGAAAGAAGGUGCCCCUCCACCACCAAAGGCAUCAACAGGCCAGGAUGAAAAUAAAACAACAAAUGAACCACAGAAAGCAGAGGCCAACAAUAAAGCAGAGCCUGUACCAAAGCAACAAGAUACAGAAUCAGCGAAAGCACCUGAGCCUUCAAAACCUGAAAACUCAACUGAACCAGCUAAGACAACUCAACAGGAAGAGCAUGAACUCAAAGAUGGGAAAGAGAAUGCUAACACACAGAAGCCAGCAUGUCCAGGUUUCCAAACAAAUGAGUAUACUGAUGCCCAACUUCAAGAGAUUGUCAAAAAAUUGCGUGAAAGGGCAAAUGUGUAUAAGGAAAAGCUGAAUGACCCAGUGAUAUCUUCACCUGAAGCAAGUCCUCCAGUUUCACCAAAGAAGGCUCCACCCCCACCAAAAGAAGAAAAAAAAGAUGAAAAAAAAGAAGAAAAGAAAGAGGAGGCAGAAGCAAAGCCAGAGGAGGAUCAUUACUGUGAUAUGCUGUGCUGUAAAUUCAAAAAACCUCCAAUGAAAAAAUACAUGGAGUACAUGAAGCUACCAGAAACCAUUGACUCAUACACAGAUCGCCGUUACGUGGCGUGGCUCAUGCUUGUGACAAUUGCCUAUAACUGGAACUGCUGGUUCAUUCCCCUGCGCUAUGUGUUCCCAUACCAAACCCCCAGUAACACAAUAUAUUGGCUUGUCAUUGAUGUGAUGUGUGAUAUCUGCUACCUGUGCGACUUAAUCAUUUUCCAGCCCCGAGUGCGGUUUAUCAGAGGGGGAGAUAUAAUAUCAGACAGAGCAGAAACGGAAAAAUUCUACCGGAGCACUGUGAAGUUUAGGCUUGAUGUGAUAUCAGUGAUUCCAUUUGACAUUUUAUACUUCUUCUUUGGAUUUAAUCCAGCACUCCGAGCAAACAGGAUGCUAAAGCAUAACACAUUCUUUGAGUUUAAUGAUCGUUUGGAAGCUAUUAUGGAAAAAGCAUACAUCUACAGGGUCAUUCGAACAACUGGAUACUUGCUGUUUAUCUUGCACAUUAAUGCAUGCCUGUAUUAUUGGGCUUCAGACUAUGAAGGAAUUGGCAGCACUAGAUGGGUCUAUGAUGGCGAAGGAAACAUGUACCUGAGGUGUUACUACUGGGCAGUUCGUAGUUUAAUCACCAUCGGUGGCCUUGCAGAACCACAAACACUGUUUGAGAUAGUGUUUCAACUGCUGAAUUAUUUCAUGGGUGUCUUUGUCUUCUCCAGCUUAAUUGGCCAGAUGAGAGACGUAAUCGGAGCAGCAACAGCAGGGCAGAACUACUUUCGGUCCUGUGUGGACAACACUGUCUCCUAUAUGAACACUUACUCUAUUCCAAAAUUGGUGCAAAAUCGUGUUCGAACUUGGUAUGAAUACACAUGGGACUCUCAAGGAAUGCUGGAUGAAUCAGAAUUAUUGGAGCAGAUGCCAACCAAAAUGCAAUUAGCUGUUGCAAUUGAUGUGAACUUUGCCAUUGUCAACAAAGUGGACUUAUUCAAAGGCUGUGAUACCCAGAUGAUAUAUGACAUGCUGCUAAGGUUGAAAUCCAUUGUAUAUUUACCUGGUGACUUUGUCUGCAAAAAGGGAGAGAUUGGCAGAGAAAUGUACAUCAUCAAACAGGGUGAAGUUCAAGUCCUUGGAGGCCCUGAUGGUACCAAAGUCCUGGUUACAUUAAGAGCAGGAGCUGUAUUUGGGGAGAUCAGCCUACUAGCUGCAGGUGGAGGAAAUCGAAGGACCGCCAAUGUGGUGGCUCAUGGUUUUGCCAACCUUUUCAUUCUGGACAAGAAAACACUCAAUGAAAUCUUGGUGAACUAUCCUGACUCAGAAAAACUUCUCAUGAAGAAAGCAAAGGUGCUGCUGAAGCAGAAGGGGAAGCCUGCUCCGGGACCACCAGUGCCACAACCACGGGGCUUGGCCAGUCUCUUUGGGCAGAAACAGGAAACUCCAAAAUUGUUUAAAGCAAUGCUUGGAGGAAAAGGGAAAGACGGCCUUGCUAAGCUGCUGCAGCUGAAGAAACAACAAGAAACUCAGGAAGCUAAAGCUGAAACAGAGACCAAGCCUAAAGAAGAGGAGAAGAAACCUGUGGAGCCUGCAGCCCCUUCAGCACCCCCUGCUCAAAAGGAAAAGCCCAAGACAGAUGCUAAGCCUGCAGCUAUACAGAGAGCAACCAGUAAGGAGUCUCUGAUCAUCAGUAUGACACCAUCCCCCAGAGCAGGAGAAGGAGAGAUCCUUAAAGUUGAAAUUAAAGAGAAAGAGAAGAAAUAG